GUUCAGCCUCAAUCCUUUGUUCAUCCAAAUGGCUAUGAACGCUCUUGCCGCCACAACUCGCAACUUCCGUCAGGCUUCUCGCAUUCUUGGGUUGGACUCAAGGAUUGAGAAGAGUCUUCUGAUACCAUUCAGAGAAAUCAAAGUGGAAUGCACAAUACCCAAAGAUGAUGGAAGUCUGGUGUCCUACAUUGGAUUCAGAGUGCAACAUGAUAAUGCCCGUGGACCCAUGAAAGGAGGGAUCAGAUACCAUCCUGAGGUUGAUCCUGAUGAGGUAAAUGCUCUGGCUCAACUAAUGACCUGGAAAACUGCCGUAGCAGACAUUCCUUAUGGUGGAGCUAAGGGUGGCAUUGGGUGUACUCCGAAGGAGUUAAGUACGAGUGAGUUGGAACGCCUCACUCGCGUCUUCACUCAAAAGAUUCACGAUCUUAUUGGGGUUAAUGUGGAUGUCCCUGCACCUGACAUGGGGACUAAUGCACAAACCAUGGCUUGGAUUUUGGAUGAAUAUUCUAAGUUUCAUGGUCAUUCACUAGCUGUCGUGACCGGAAAGCCAUUAGAUCUUGGUGGAUCCCUGGGGAGGGAGGCAGCAACAGGACGCGGUGUUGUUUUUGCCACAGAGGCUUUACUAGCUGAACAUGGAAAGUCGAUCAAGGGAUUGACAUUUUCCAUUCAGGGUUUUGGAAAUGUGGGGUCUUGGGCAGCAAGGCUCAUUCAUGAGAGAGGUGGUAAGGUGGUUGCUGUAAGUGACAUCACUGGAGCGAUUACGAACCCUAGUGGGAUUGAUAUACCAAAUUUGGUUAAUCAUAAGGAAGCAACAGGGAGCUUGAACAAUUUUGAUGGUGGAGACGCCAUGGAUCCGGAUGAAGUACUCGUAAGUGAAUGUGAUGUCCUAAUCCCAUGUGCUUUAGGAGGAGUUCUGAACAGAGAAAAUGCUGGGAAAGUGAGGGCCAAGUUCAUUGUAGAAGCGGCAAAUCAUCCUACUGAUCCAGAGGCAGAUGAGAUUCUAUCUAAGAAGGGGGUUAUAGUGCUACCUGAUAUAUAUGCAAAUUCUGGGGGUGUGACAGUCAGCUAUUUUGAGUGGGUUCAGAAUAUUCAAGGUUUCAUGUGGGAAGAAGAGAAGGUGAACAUGGAGCUUCAUAGGUAUAUGACAAAAGCUUUUCGCAACAUCAAAAACAUGUGCCAGACACACAACUGCAACCUCCGGAUGGGUGCCUUCACACUGGGAGUGAACCGUGUUGCUCGGGCUACAGUACUAAGGGGUUGGGAAGCAUGAUUAAGUUGCAGUCAAUUCUUUUUUAUUAUCAAAAUAAAUUACUUUGUUGCAGCUUGAUAGCCGUUUACUUCCAAUCAGAAGUUCCUUCCGUCCUCUGCUUUCGUCAUUUUAGGGAUUUUUCACAGAUGGUCAAGUGUAAUCCUGGAAUUUGUAGUAUUCAAAGGGGUCUGUAAAAUGUAAUUGUUCAGCUGUAUGAAUACCUGAGGAUUAGUCAAUUUCUGCUAUAGAAAUCAGAAAAUCACACGAUGAGUGCUUUUUUU
Molecule: messenger RNA, 1530 nt
Organism: Rhododendron vialii
Lineage: Eukaryota; Viridiplantae; Streptophyta; Magnoliopsida; Ericales; Ericaceae
Product: glutamate dehydrogenase 2
Exons: 9
Coding region: 29-1270 (413 amino acids)
Biological process (GO): L-glutamate catabolic process
Cellular component (GO): mitochondrion
Molecular function (GO): L-glutamate dehydrogenase (NAD+) activity
Source: RefSeq, a predicted model, not a curated record